UGUGUGUGUGUGUGUUCUUGUGCCAAAGGACUAUGUGGAAUAUCUUUCUGCAAACAACCUGACUCUUUAGACACAAGGAUGUCUUGGCCUCUUCUGUACGCUCAGUUAUUCGCAGUGAACCGUCACUCCACCAGCCUGGGUAAAGUCUGGCUCUCUGUGCUCUUUAUCUUCCGGGUCAUGGUGCUGGUUGUUGCCGCUGAGAGCGUGUGGGGAGAUGAACAGUCUGACUUCACCUGUAACACACUACAGCCUGGCUGUGAAAAUGUCUGCUAUGAUCAGUUCUUUCCUGUCUCACACAUCCGUCUCUGGUGUCUCCAGCUCGUCUUUGUCUCCACACCAACACUCCUGGUUGCAAUGCAUGUGGCCUAUCGGAACCACAGCGACAAGAAGAGGCUGCUGCAGGGGUCUGGUAGAUCUGGUUUCCUCAGCAACAAAAGCCAGGAGGAAGAGUUGGAGACACUGAAGACACGGAGACUCCCAAUAGCUGGCGCCCUCUGGUGGACAUACGCGUGCAGCCUGGUGUUCAGGCUGCUGUUUGAAGGAGGCUUCAUGUACGCCCUGUAUGUGGUCUAUGAUGGUUUCCAGAUGCCACGGCUGGUACAGUGUGACCAGUGGCCGUGUCCUAACAUGGUGGACUGUUUCAUCUCACGGCCCACUGAGAAGACCGUCUUCACCGUCUUCAUGGCCACUGCGUCCUCCAUUUGCAUUGUCCUCAACAUGGCCGAGCUGGCCUAUCUCGUUGCCAAGGCUGUCACUAGGUAG
Messenger RNA from Solea solea (common sole), 762 nucleotides. RefSeq names its product gap junction beta-6 protein-like. NCBI's taxonomy places the organism in Eukaryota, Metazoa, Chordata, Actinopteri, Pleuronectiformes, Soleidae. The coding region runs from base 79 to 762 and encodes 227 amino acids. The transcript is spliced from 5 exons. The record is from RefSeq and is a predicted model, not a curated record. Gene Ontology annotation, biological process: cell communication. Gene Ontology annotation, cellular component: connexin complex.